CCCAACUCGCUUGCCCCCAGACACGCCAUCACCAGCGCCCCCAUCCCCUUGUCAAGCUUGCAACUUCUGCGUCCUAAGGAGGCGUCGAUCGUCCCUCGAUCAUUUCAACCUCAACCCUCAACCCAUCUCCUCAUCCUUUUAGGCUCCCUCUCUACCUCGAAAACACCCUUCGCCGGUCCUGUUGCAUUUCUGCGCCGCGGUACCUCCCCCGACCCUCGACACCUGAAUUCUUCUACAGUCUCUACCUGCGCUUUCCAAGCUCCUCUCUUCUUGUGCUGCGGAAUCUGUCAAACGUCUCCCUGCCCAUCAUUUCCGAUCCCAACCCUGUGUCUCAUUCUGUCUCGUCCUCCCUCCAACGAUCUUGGGCGUCUGAGUUAAGUACAGAUUCACCCUUCUGCUAGAUACGGGAAGGACAGAGGAUCAGGACCAUCUUCAAAAGGCGUUGCUUUACUCAAAUCCAUCCUCGCACACACUUCCUCACCCACCAUCACCAUCACUAUCUCCUCUACGACUCCUCCGUUGAGCAUCUCGCACGUCCGCCCUCAGUUUCACCUCCACACGUCCUUUCUUGCACCUCAUCGAGCCAUUUCAGAGCACACAGCAUAUCUCUCCAGUUCACAGCCAACCCCAGCACGAACCUGAACCUAUCCUCUUUCACACUCACAAUCUUAUCCCUGGCGUUUCGCUCUCGCAUUCGCAGUUCGACCCUCUCCCCUACACCAGCAAGUUUUCCUUCGACCACCUCUUGGUGUACAUAAAAAGAAUUAUCCCAGAGAAGAAAUAAUAAAAAAGAAAUUUACCUGCACACUGUCUCCCUGGGUAACCCCCUCGAUACACGCAAUAUGUCUGCCUCACCCAGCUCCCACGCCAUGUCUUCAGCAAAACGCCCCUUGGAAGAUCCCUCUUCCCCUUCUGCCCCGACUGACUUACCGGACGCCAAACGCCCAGCGCUAGACAAGGUGGUCAGAGAUGAUGCUGCCGCUGAGGGAUCUGCUGCCACUAGCAGCGGACUGGUCGAAGGUCCAAAGCCCACUGAAAAGCACCCAUUACCAGCACCGGUUACAAAUGGAUCAACAGAUGGACACGUUGAAGGCGCCACAGCAGUGGGAACCAAGGGAGCACCAACCGUUCCCUCGCCAGACACGCAGUCGCAAACUGCUUCCCAAAACGAUCGAGCCACGUCUCAGCCUCCAUCUAUGCCGCCGCAAGAUGAGACCAACUGGAUUCAUAUCCGUGCGGUCAUUUCAAGUGCAGAAGCUGCAACCUGUAUUGGCAAGGGCGGCGAGAAUGUCACGCAAAUCCGAAGACUUUCUGGUGCCAAGUGCACCGUGAGCGAUUAUUCCAGGGGUGCUGUUGAGCGCAUCUUGACUGUUAGUGGUGCUCAAGAUGCUGUCGCAAAGGCGUUUGGCCUUAUCAUUCGUACCCUGAACAACGAGCCCCUCGAAGCUCCGUCCACCGCGCAAUCCAAGACCUACCCACUGCGACUCCUGAUCCCCCAUAUCCUGAUCGGCUCCAUCAUCGGAAAAUCUGGCGUGCGCAUCCGAGAAAUCCAGGAAGCCUCGGGAGCUCGCCUCAACGCUUCGGACUCGUGCCUCCCCCUUUCCACCGAGCGCUCUCUGGUCGUACUUGGCGUCGCUGAUGCAGUUCACAUUGCCACGUACUAUAUUGCAGUCACCUUGGUUGAGCAAUUGACGGAACGUUUUGGUGGCCCUGCCGCGUCCGCUUAUGCCACAAGAAGUGGCGGUCCGGCAGGAGUUGUCCCAGGUGGUAUGCAGGUUGUGCCAUAUGUGCCCCAGCCGGCCGGCGGUCAAUAUGGCCACCCAGACAUGUAUAAGAGGCACAAUACGCAUCCACCACAACGAAUGCCUCCUCAGCCCUAUGGCGCACCACAGAUGCAUGGUACUCCCCAACAACCAUAUCCUCAAUUCGCCCAGCCGUACGCAGGAGCAACGCCACGAACUCCGAGUUAUGGGGUCGGCCCACAGCAACCGGCAGCGUAUGGGCAAAUGCCGCCUCAGCCUGCUGCUGCUCAUGGACAACCUGCCCAGCCAGCACACGCGAUGCCAGGACAACCAAUCACGCAGCAAAUCUUCAUUCCCAACGAUAUGGUAGGUGCGAUCAUUGGCAAGGGUGGCGCCAAAAUCAAUGAGAUUCGGCAUCUCAGCGGAAGUGUCAUCAAGAUCAACGAGCCACAGGACAACAGCAAUGAAAGGCUGGUCACCAUUACCGGAACGCAAGAAUGCAACCAGAUGGCAUUAUACAUGCUGUAUUCGAGGCUGGAGAGCGAGAAACAUCGGAUCUAGAUGGCAGCGGAAGAGAUCGUUCGCUUGGCAUGGUAGCAGCUCAAAUCUUCUAUUCUGUGUCGAAGCUGCCAUUUCUUUCGGGCUUUCGAGAGUGGUGAAUAAUGUGAUGGCUUACAGCUAGUAUUUUUAUGUGGUUCGGGCCAGGGCUGCCCGAAUGAAGGAUUGCCCAUGCGUGAUAUUACGAGGACCAGAUGCAAUCUGGGAGUAGGACGCUUUGGUCAGGCGUCAUUAAUUUCUUCCAAGUCGGGAGGAUAUCUUCGAGGCAUGGAAAGAAUGGAGCUAUUUGGAAGCAACAGAUGGACCAACCUUUCUGCUUUGUUCCUGGCUUGAUGAAUGUGUACCAUUAAUAGACUGCAAAAGUUCGUUUCUCAGUGCUUUGGGAUUGCGUCAAUCACAGUUGUGGUUAAAUACGGCUCGUUGUCGUUCCUCGGUG
This is a messenger RNA of Cladophialophora immunda, 2736 nucleotides long. RefSeq lists its product as uncharacterized. NCBI's taxonomy places the organism in Eukaryota, Fungi, Ascomycota, Eurotiomycetes, Chaetothyriales, Herpotrichiellaceae. Gene Ontology annotation, biological process: regulation of gene expression; regulation of RNA metabolic process. Gene Ontology annotation, cellular component: cytoplasm; nucleus. The record is from RefSeq and is a predicted model, not a curated record. Bases 843 to 2303 code for a protein of 486 amino acids. The transcript is spliced from 2 exons. Gene Ontology annotation, molecular function: mRNA binding.